GUUGAUACCCCGGCGUCAUCAGUCUGCGUAAACGAAAUCCUCAACUGAUAAACAAGACGGUGCUAAAGGUAAACACAUUUACAAGCUUCAGAUGUGUGAGGGACCUUCAUCAAUAUCUGGGCCAAUCCCCCCAGAUCCUUCUCUGUUUCCUCAGUACUACAGACGACCUGCUUCAGCACGUGGUCGUUUAGAGGGAAACCAUGAUGGAACGCUGGCCCUGCUGUCAGGGCCUCUUGCUCCAGAUCCUGUGUUGUACCCUGGCUGCUACAGUGCUCGUACCCCAGCACGUCCUCCACGCGUCAGCCCUAAUGCCGCACAUAUUCUGGAACGAGGACAGAGAGGGGUAGUAGGGGAACUACUCAAAACAGACAGUGUCUCUAUCACUCCUGUUCCCAAACAGAAACAGCGGGUACAUGAUUUUGGUAAGGAAAAUGUGCGUCGGCUCAGGGAAAUCCAGAAACGCUGUAAAGAGCAGGAGGCAGAAAGAGCGCAGUCUCGUCAGGUUCCAGUCAAAGCUCUUUGGACCUCCUCCAAAUACCAGAACGUCCCAUCCAAGGUGAUGGUCCAGCUACAGGUUUCUACUCCAACUCCUAAACCACAUUGUCAAAACUUUCUGAAGGCCCACUCUACUACCCCACCAAGAUCACGCUCCAAAACCUCUCCUGUAGCUUUGCAUCGCCCAGCCUCCUGCAGCUCCAUACAGGACCAACACCUGCAAUUACAGGUGCAAGGCCAGACAAUAGACUUCAUAAAACACAAUGCCCGAUCUGCAGGAAAAACUGUGCUGCGUCGGUCCCAGUCACUGACAAACCUUAGAGAGAAGCCCAUCCCCAGUGCAGUCAUUGGACAGGUGCCUCAGUAUCUCGAGGAAAGGAAGGAGCGGUGGCAGAGAGAGGAAGAGGAGAGAAGGAGAAACGCACCUGAUCCUACAGCCCCAGCUGGUCACACCUUGAUGCCUGAGAGUGAGAGACAGGAGACGCUGAAGUCCCUCAAAGAAACCCAUCGCUCCUUGGUGAGUGAGCUCCUGUCACUUCCUCUAAAAGCUGACAAUCUGGGUGUUCGUUCACGCCGGGCCCAUCUUGAUUGUAAGCUUUCUGAAAUUGAGGAGGCCAUUAAAAUAUUCUCCAGGGACAAAGUUUAUGUAAAAAUAGAUUCCUAACACAUGAGGAGGACGAAGAGGAAGAGAGAGAAGGAAGAUGGUCCUGUAAAUCCACUGCUUCAUUGAGAUUCAUUUUCAUUUUGUAGUUGCAUUAUGUAACAACCCUGUAAAAUACAUGAUCAUUUUAAUGUUAGUAAAGUGCUUUCUUUUGUAAAUUAAAGAUUCUAUAUUAUGAACUGAGUGAAUAUUACAUAAGGUCAAUGAGUUACGAAAUACAUGCUAAAGAAUGAUAUGCAGUUUCCUUUUGGAAGAAAAAAAUAAGCAGAUGCACUGUAAACCGAACAGUAAAAACUGUUAGCUCCGUAAAUGUUGAGAUGUGUUUUGUUUUUGUAUGAAAGUGGCUGGUGAUUUGUAAAAAUGAAUAUUGUGAUUUUUUUAUUUUGUAUGUAUAUUUUCAGAUG
Epinephelus moara (kelp grouper) is the source of this 1560-nucleotide messenger RNA. RefSeq names its product enkurin domain containing 1 (gene enkd1). The record is from RefSeq and is a predicted model, not a curated record. The transcript is spliced from 8 exons. The coding region runs from base 92 to 1159 and encodes 355 amino acids. Lineage: Eukaryota; Metazoa; Chordata; Actinopteri; Perciformes; Serranidae. Gene Ontology annotation, cellular component: cytoplasmic microtubule.